AAGCGACGUUUGGUGAAAUGUCGGGCCUAAAAAGUUAACGUUCGGCUAGCAGCUAACAGACGUUGGAAAUGGUUGGCCCUUUGUAGGGUAAUUUUUUCCAACCCUGGUAAUACCAUACUGUCGUACGCUACUUUCGUUCUUCGUGACCUUGAACGAGGGCAGCUUGUGCGAAUAUUGCACGUCGCACGUGCAAGUCGUAACGUGAUUAUAUUCCUUUAACGGAGACCCAACCGACGUGACGAAGACGUUGCCAUUUGUUGGACAUGUCGAAUACUAUGAGGAUUGAGUGUCCCAACCGUUGGGCAACAUUUUACCCUUUGGGCUCGAUCAUGAAUCUCGUUCUUUAGCGUAAACUCGUGAAAAGCGAAAAAAUUUCAUUAACGAUUUCAACAUUUGGCAAUAACAGUUUUUACUUUUCACGAAUUCACGCUGGAGGAAGAGAUUCGCGAUCGAGUCCUUUGAUUAACAUCCUUUGUCUCUUCCUGCUGCUUAUUUCUACCAAUGCAGAUUAACUUGGUUAAUCUCGGUUUAUUUCAGAUCUUUUUCUAGUCCUAAAAAUUAGAAAAAGACAAAAGGUAGUUUAAACCGAGAUUCAACUUGGUUAAUCUCGGUUUAUCUCAGAUCUUUUUCCAGUUCUAAAAAUUAGAAAAAGAUAAAAAGUAGUUUAAACCGAGAUUCAAGUUAAUCUGCAUUGGUAGAAACGGACAUAAGGGGAAUAAUUAGACAGAGAUACAGGUUGUUAAUCUAAAGGAUAAAAAUUAUCAGACGUUGGAACAAUCGGCCCUAAAGCGCGAUAAUUUACAGCAGUUAAAAUAUGACACCAGUGCGAGAAUCGUUUCUGAAGAACGACUAAAAAUACAACAGCAUGUUCCGUUUAGCCAUGGCCUCUGCUCUAGAUACGAGGCUUUUUACAUAUGUAAUUUUAAAUAAUGAAACUGGGUAAUUUUAAUAACGUAAUCUACCAGAGAUAAGAGUUUUUAGAAAGCCUUCCAAAGGUUACGAAAAUAAUCGGGUUUAAUUAUUUAAAAUUGUAUAGAAAGGGCCGGUUCCACCAUCUCCGAUUAAUUUGACCGGCCGAUUAAAUUUCAGUGUUCCAUUGGAAUUGACAUGGGACAAUCGGUCCUUUCUAGGCAAUUUUAAAUAAUUAGGCUAGAUAAUUUUCGUAACCUUGCAAGUCUAGUCAGGUAAUUUUAAACAAUUAAACUAGAUAAUUUUCGUAACUUUGGGAGGCUUGUUAGAGAUAAUUCUAAAUAGUUAAACUAGAUAACUUUCGUAACCUUGGAAGGUGCGUUAGGUAAUUUUAAACAAUUAAACUAAAUAAUUUCAACAAUACAGUUUAGCUACAAGAACACUCGCUAAAUUUGCCCUUUUUAAAUUAUUUCGUUAUAUCAAGCUUCAAUGAGUUUAUAAUAAUAAUUUCGUUGGCAAUUCGAGAUACACCUAUGGAGAGUGAGGAAAUAGGUGCGGCUGUCCACAAAGUAUUUAAAAUUAUCUUCCAAGGGGCGACAAUACAAAGUUAGAAGAAUUACUAGCGUCAGAAAAAUUCCAUCGAUCUCCGUUAUCAAAAGCAGCAUUCUUCGGCUAAAGAUACCGACGAGCACCGGGAGCAACUGGCGGGGUAAGUCCUAGGGUCGCUCAGUCGAGUGGUAGUCUGCGGUUGAUAAGGGCAUUCCAGGCGGUAACUUCGAACGCCUCGAUUGGCGGCUAUUUGGAGAGAACGCUUCUCCAACCGGAGCUCUCAACAUCUUCGAGGAUUGCCCCGGCCCACAGUUUCGACGUGGACCGGCACCGACGUCGUUCCUCCUUCGGCAGCCGAGCGCGGAGUAAUAAAAAGUUUAAGUGACAAAACUUGCACGCCUCUAAGUGGGGAGCAAAGAGAGUGCGAGACUUGCGAGGUGACCGUUGAACCCGGGCAACUCGAGAUCUUCCCGAUCGCCACGAGUUUUUCAAGAUUGUAUCCACGUCCGAUGGAAGAUAUAUCGAGAUCAGCUAUCUGUCGUGCGACUUGGAAGUAUUUUAAUACUAUAACUUAGGGGUUUCCCCUGAUGAAAUCCAUGGCUCUUCCGCCUUUGCUCAAAAUACGAUAAUUUGCCAUGCAAGCCUCAGGAUACUGGCUGCUGUUGCUCGCGGGUACCGUCUUCGUCUGCUGCUGCUUGUGGCAGAGCGGAUUGAUCAGUCGCUGGAGCUCCAACAUGCACGCGGAACCGUUGAUCCAUCUCAACCUGUCGAUUCCAUCGUCGUCGUCAUCGUCGUCGCUGAUGUCACGUCGACCUCCUUUCAACAGGAUCAGCACGAGGACCAAUUCAACAGAACUACUCUCGCACGACGCCGCGUAUCGCCGGAAAUACCGGGGCGUCCUGUCCAGGUACAUGCUGCAGCUGUACCACCGGCGUUCGGACGCCGACGCCGUCCGCGCGAUCCAGCCGGCGCAUACCUCCGGCCCGCUCAGCGACGGCGGUAGGAUUCUGGAGUUCGCGAUUCCGUCGGCCGACAUCGACGAGAUGCUGGAGACCGCGGAACUACUCGGGAUAGCCGGCGCGAUAGUCAGAGUGCGAGUGUUGAACGAUUCGUCGGCGAGGAACGGAAGCGAGGAGAUGCAGAGGACCAGGAAGGACGACGCCUGGCGGGCCUUCGACAUCACGUCCGCCGUCGUCGGCAGGCAGGGCGGCACCGUCAAGCUCUACGUUCACGGCAGGUCGACGUAUCAUCCUUACGGCGACCGUCCGAUCCUCCUGCUGAACUACAGGAAGGUCAACCGCGCCAGGCGCCGUCGACGAUCCGUGGAGGAGCAGGAGGAGCAGGAGGAGCAGGAGCGCGCUUGGGGGGACGAGCUGCCGCGAAGACGACGCCGGAACAACUGCCACCGGCGUCCCAUGUACGUGGAUUUCGCCCUGAUCGCGUACGACCGGUGGGUGAUCGCGCCGACGGGGUAUCAGGCUUAUCAGUGCUCCGGUAGGUGCUCCUUCCCGCUGGGCGAUCACCUCAGUCCGACCAAGCACGCGAUAGUGCAGACGCUGAUGCACAGCGCCUUCCAGUCCAGCGAGGACCUCCGCGGCAACAAAUUUGUGGGCAGAGCCUGCUGCGUGCCCACCAAGCUGGAGCCUAUUAGUCUGCUCUACCUGAACUCCGAUGGCAGUCUGAAGUACGAGUACACCUACGAGGACAUGGUCGUCUCCGAGUGCGGUUGUCGCUGACCAGCUGUGCGAUCGAUCAACGACCGCGCGAUCGUGGACCUGCGGGCGAACACAAUGCGUGCCUUUCGCAUUUUAUUACAAUAGAAUUAACGCAACGUUGCGCAGAAACGCGCGCACAAAAUGUAGAAUAUAAGUGCAGUUGAACGUGGAGGGGACGAGAAUACAUCGUAUCAUGUGUAGUGUCAAAACGUCGGACAACCUUUCUGACCACGUCGGUACGUACUCGCGUACAUACAUGCAUAGAUACGGACGUUGUGCACAAACGACAUUUUGGGACAUUCCGAACACACGGCAUCGAUUUCUUGAAAAAGAAAUUUAUUUCACGAAAAACAAAGCUUCCUCUAUGAAGCGAAGGAAAACAGUUUUGUGGCCUCCUUUACCGAUAACACGUAUUAUAAAAAAAAAAA
Molecule: messenger RNA, 3601 nt
Organism: Vollenhovia emeryi
Lineage: Eukaryota; Metazoa; Arthropoda; Insecta; Hymenoptera; Formicidae
Product: growth/differentiation factor 6-B-like
Exons: 1
Coding region: 2094-3194 (366 amino acids)
Biological process (GO): SMAD protein signal transduction; BMP signaling pathway
Cellular component (GO): extracellular region
Molecular function (GO): cytokine activity; growth factor activity
Source: RefSeq, a predicted model, not a curated record